Messenger RNA from Euleptes europaea (tarantolino), 655 nucleotides. It is a transcript of the gene RAB4B, whose product is annotated as RAB4B, member RAS oncogene family. Gene Ontology annotation, biological process: regulation of endocytosis; Rab protein signal transduction. Lineage: Eukaryota; Metazoa; Chordata; Lepidosauria; Squamata; Sphaerodactylidae. Gene Ontology annotation, cellular component: endosome. Gene Ontology annotation, molecular function: GTP binding; GTPase activity. The record is from RefSeq and is a predicted model, not a curated record. The transcript is spliced from 7 exons. Bases 14 to 655 code for a protein of 213 amino acids.
CCCUGCCCCAGCCAUGUCCGAGACCUACGACUUCCUCUUCAAAUUCCUCGUGAUUGGCAGUGCUGGAACGGGGAAGUCCUGCCUCCUCCACCAGUUCAUAGAGAGCAAAUUCAAGCAGGAUUCCAAUCACACCAUCGGAGUGGAGUUCGGAUCAAAGGUGGUGAAUGUUGGUGGCAAAACUGUGAAGCUCCAGAUCUGGGACACGGCUGGGCAGGAGCGCUUUAGAUCGGUGACGAGGAGCUACUAUCGGGGAGCAGCCGGGGCCCUGUUAGUCUAUGACAUCACCAGCAGAGAGACAUACAAUGCCUUGACCAACUGGCUGACCGACGCCCGCACCUUGGCCAGCCCCAACAUCGUCAUCAUUCUCUGCGGGAACAAGAAGGAUCUGGAUGCUGACCGGGAAGUCACUUUCUUGGAGGCCUCGCGGUUUGCUCAGGAGAACGAGUUGAUGUUUCUUGAGACCAGUGCCUUGACGGGUGAAAACGUGGAAGAAGCCUUCUUGAAAUGUGCCCGGACCAUCCUGAACAAAAUAGAGUCAGGUGAGCUAGACCCAGAGAGGAUGGGCUCAGGCAUCCAGUACGGGGACGCUUCCUUGCGACAGCUACGGCAGCCGCGUGGGACACAAACACAGACCAGGCAGCAGUGCAACUGUUAA